UGGCGAUCGUUCCUUGCAGCAUGCAGAAGUGACUGAGCGGUGGUGAAAAGCAGCCUAGCCGAUGGGUCAUGAGGAUGUAAGUGCGUCUGAAGGCUUCCACACCCUCCACUCCAGGACAGAAUCAUGAAUAAACUGGAGGCAACGCAGGACCAGAUGAUACCAUGAAGAGAAGCUUACAGGCCCUCUAUUGCCAACUGUUAAGCUUUCUCCUCACCUUGGCACUGACUGAAGCACUGGUACUGGCUGUCCAGGGAGCCUCCCCCCGGAAUUCUUCCCACAUCCUUCCCCCAGCGAGACCCCCAGGCACCAUGGUGACAGCCCCCCGCCCCAGCUCCGCUGGACACCCCUCAGUGACACCGGACCCCCGGCCUGAAGGGUCCUCCGCACAGGCUGCAGCCACCACGUGGACAGCACCCCAGCCAGACAGGCACCCUGCAGCCGGGACCACCGUCCCCACCACCAUCCUCCCCACUCCGGCCCCCCUGCCCACCAGGUCCCCUCCCAUUGCUGUGGCAACUGUACCCUCCUCCUCAGAGGCCCGCCCCCCCAGGAGGACCACCCCCAGCCACCCGCUGACCCAGCCCACCGGAGCCACCAGCCGCCCCUCCACAAUGUCCCCAAGGGGGCCCACGCGCAGGCCCCCCAGGCCCCCAGGCUCCCCAAGGAAGGGAGCCGGGGGUCUGUCGCGCCCUCUGCCCCCUGGUGGCCACCUCGGGAGGAAGGAAGGGCAGCGGGGGAGAAACCUGAGCGCCCCCUACCCGGGGCAGAAGCGGCCCCUGGGCAAAAUCUUCCAGAUCUACAAAGGCAACUUUACCAGAUCCGUGGAACCGGACCCCCCCUCCCCCCUCCCAUCCGGAACCCCAUUGUGGGGCACCUCCUCCUUGCCCCCACCCCAAGCCACGACCGUGACCACCCUGGAUCCCAGAAGUACCUCGUGGGCGCCUCCCACACCCUCCCCAGUGCCUGCAGAGGACGAGCUGGACCCACGCAGAGACCAGCAGGGGGGCACAGUCACCCCCACCAUCCCGGAGGAGCCCCCAGAUGCCAGUGUCGCCUCAGGGGUCCCUGCCAGCCCGCAGCCCACCCCAGUGCCUUCUCAGGACAGCCCCAGCGACUCUCGGCUCACUGGCACCCCUGGCACCCACAGAUACCCAUCUGCCAGCCCUGGGGUCCUCACAGCAGCCACAGAGCCCACCCCGGCUGCCUCCGUCUCAGCCCCUUCCCAGCAGAUUCCUCAGGGAGUGUCUGUCCCCCCGCAAUCCCCAGCCUGGCACCCCGGGGUGUCAGACAGGACUGUCCCUCCAGCCAGGCCCGAUGCCACGGCCUCGCCACCAGUGACCGACAGGGGGCCCAGCCCCCUGUCCACAACACCAUCCACAGCCACCGGGAAUUUCCUCAACCGCCUGGUGCCCGCGGGCACCUGGAAGCCUGGAACGGCAGGGAACAGCUCCCACGUGGCCGAAGGGGACAAAGCCCAGCCCAGAGCCACCGUCUGCCUGAGCAAGGUGGACAUCGCUUGGGUGAUCCUGACCAUCAGUGUCCCGAUUUCCUCCUGCUCCAUCUUGCUGACUGUGUGCUGCAUGAGGAGAAAGAAGAAAACGGCCAACCCCGAGAACAACCUGAGCUACUGGAACAACGCCAUCACCAUGGACUACUUCAACAGGCACGCCGUGGAGCUGCCCAGGGAGAUCCAGUCCUUGGAGACAUCAGAGGACCAGCUCUCGGAGCCCCGUUCCCCGGCCAACGGCGACUACAGGGACACUGGGAUGGUCCUUGUGAACCCCUUCUGUCAGGAAACGCUAUUUGUAGGAAACGAUCAAGUCUCUGAGAUCUAACUGCAACAGCCUUCGCUUUACCACUGCUUUAUUUUCGUCUCUAAAAUUAUAAAUAUACAAAUAUAUAUAUAUAUUAUAAACAUAACCUUUGUGUAAUCUUGACUUAAUGAGAAACAUUUUCAGCUUU
Molecule: messenger RNA, 1962 nt
Organism: Dipodomys ordii (Ord's kangaroo rat)
Lineage: Eukaryota; Metazoa; Chordata; Mammalia; Rodentia; Heteromyidae
Gene: Tmem108
Product: transmembrane protein 108
Exons: 5
Coding region: 162-1835 (557 amino acids)
Biological process (GO): postsynaptic density organization; retrograde axonal transport; dendrite extension
Cellular component (GO): axon; endosome membrane; postsynaptic density
Source: RefSeq, a predicted model, not a curated record